This is a messenger RNA of Perca fluviatilis (European perch), 1847 nucleotides long. Its product is annotated as zinc finger protein 679-like. The coding region runs from base 439 to 918 and encodes 159 amino acids. The transcript is spliced from 2 exons. Gene Ontology annotation, biological process: regulation of transcription by RNA polymerase II. Lineage: Eukaryota; Metazoa; Chordata; Actinopteri; Perciformes; Percidae. The record is from RefSeq and is a predicted model, not a curated record. Gene Ontology annotation, molecular function: RNA polymerase II cis-regulatory region sequence-specific DNA binding; DNA-binding transcription factor activity, RNA polymerase II-specific.
UGUCAACACUGUGACAAAUCCUUCACAACAUCUGGACAUUUAAAGAUUCAUCAGAGAGUUCACAAUGGAGAUAAUCAACACAGCUGUGAUCAAUGUGGGACAGCUUUCACACUACAGAGUGCCCUAAAAAGACAUCAACGCAUUCAUACUGGAGAAAAGCCUUACAGUUGUGAUCAAUGUGGUACAACAUUUUCUAGGAGCGGUCACCUUAAAUUUCACCGACGUGUUCACACUGGAGAAAAGCCUUACAGCUGUGAUCAGUGUGGUACAUCAUUUUCUAGGAGUGACAGCCUUAAAUCUCACCAGCGCAUUCACACUGGAGAGAAGCCGUACUGGUGUGAACAACGUGGUAAAACUUUUUCUCAGAGCAGAAGCCUUAAAGCUCACCGACGUGUUCACACUGGAGAGAAGCCGUACAGGUGUGAACAAUGUGGGGAAAUGUUUUCUCAGAGUGGUACCCUUAAAACACAUAAUCGCAUUCACACUGGAGAGAAGCCGUACAGGUGUGAACAUUGUGGGGAAAUGUUUUCUCAUAGUGGUACCCUUAAAUCUCACCAGCGCAUUCACACUGGAGAGAAGCCGUACUGGUGUGAACAAUGUGGUAAAACUUUUUCUCAGAGCAGAAGCCUUAAAUCUCACCAACGUGUUCACACUGGAGAGAAGCCUUACCGGUGUGAACAAUGUGGGAAAAUGUUUUCUCGGAGUAGUAGCCUUGAAGCUCACCAGCGCAUUCACACUGGAGAGAAGCUGUACAGGUGUGAUCAAUGUGGGGCAGCUUUUGCUCAGAGUGGUAACCUUAAAAGACACCAGGUCAUUCACACUGGAGAGAAGCCGUACUGGUGUGAACAAUGUGGUAAAAAAUUUUCUCAGAGUGGUAGCCUUAAAAGACACCACCAGCGCAUUCACACUGCCUCGUAGUGAACAUGUUUCAGAGCCAAGCUGUUCCCUCCUGCCUCCUCCUCAUGCCCUGAUAGCUGAGUUGUUAUAUUCUGAUCUUCUCUCCACAUUGAAGGCUGACCAGAAGAAACUUUAUCUUCUGAACAGCAUGUAUGUUAUCCUGGCUAACACUAUACAUUACACUCCCUCCCUUUUGAAGGGAUUUUCUGAGUUCAGGGUUCAACUGCUAGUGCUUUUUAACUAAUGCUGCAACGAAGAAGUAUUUGUUGUUCUUAAUUCAUCACCUUGUAAAUAGAAUUUACAAAAAUCCCCAUCGCUGUUUACUAAGGUGAUGUCAAAUUGCUGAAAUAUUCAGUUUAUUGUCACUUAAGACGACAAAAGCUUUAAUCAGAACAUGGCUGCAAAAAAUUAUUUGAACAGUUAAUGUGUCUAAACUGCGUCUGUGCCGCCGCCAUCUUCGGACAGACAACUGAUCUUAAAGACUCGGACUCAGAAAAAGAUAGUUGUACUGCUUUUGGAAUUUCACGGAUGAAAACUGUGUUUUACAAUAUUAUACUAUUACGAGAGUGUUGAAUUUAAUAUCACAAAAGGUAACAUUAAUCCUUCUUUUAAGCUAACAGGAAGUUAAGUGACUGUCCUGAUACUGAAUUGAGCUAAUGCUAGCUUGUGUCAGGUUAUGUAUGUUUUAUUUAAGUGAUUAUUAAUAUCUCAGUAAGAUGCUGAAAACAAUGUUCAUUAUGUGUGUCACUGAACAGUUCCUCGCGUCAUUCCCCAUACUCUUUACCCAAAUUAGUUGACUUUACUCGCAAAUCGUGUGGAAACACUUUAGUUUUUACACAAGCUGAAACUAAACAUGUUGAGUUGUAUUAACAUGGAACCUUACGUUUAGUAUUUAUAUUUAUUAGUACUGUGUGCUCAAAAUCAUUAGAUAAAACUAGCUAUUAUGACUU